AGCCUUCAGCUCCUCCUCACCCCCUUUAGUGAAACUGACUCACUGCUGCUAAUUUAAUUCCUCUGCCUCAUUCCAAGGAUUCCAGAGGAAAACUGUCACCUUUCCAAAAUACCACGCAGGCCUGUUGCUCCUCUGCGCACACCAUCACGUUCCAGUUCUUCCCAUUUCCAAUCCCAAGAAGUGGGCAGGAACCUCUUGGAUGAGUCAAAAUUAAUCCUCGUGGUGAAGAGUUUUGAUUCUCUUUCUUCACACACACCCCGCCACUUUUUUUAAAAAAAAGCAAAGUUCAGGGAAAGUUUCUCCUUUAUUCCCUCUUUUUUUCCCCUCCACUAGCGCGCACAAAACCAGCCUCUUGGGUUUCAUCUGAAAGUAUUCCUCCUGACACCGUAGAGCCUGGCAGCUGGGGAGAGGGGGGCAGCCCCUCCAGGGAGAUGGGGGAUGCUGGGGAGAAGGGUCUGGACAACGAUGCAGAAGGUGUCUGGAGCCCCGAUAUUGAACACAGUUUCCAGGAGGCACUGGCAAUUUACCCACCCUGCGGGAGGCGCAAAAUCAUUCUUUCGGACGAGGGGAAGAUGUAUGGCCGCAACGAACUCAUUGCUCGCUACAUUAAACUGAGGACAGGGAAAACACGGACAAGGAAACAGGUCUCCAGCCACAUCCAGGUGUUGGCACGGCGGAAAACCCGCGAGAUUCAGGCCAAGCUCAAGGACCAGGUAGCAAAGGACAAAGCGCUUCAGACUAUGGCAGCCAUGUCUUCUGCUCAACUCGUAUCUGCCACAGUCCUCCAAGAAAAACUGGGCCUGUCAGAACCCCACUACCCACCCAGCACCACCUCCACAGAGUUCUUCCAGUUUUGGGCUGGGGAUGCAAACCAACCCUGCAACACCCCAGACAUCAAGCCCAUCCUCCAAACACCAUACCCCAUCCCAGUCACAGCACCCACAGCUGCCCCAGGUUACCACACACCCCCAGGGAGACUCUCCCGACUCCCUAAUGCUACCUCUUGGCAGGGAAGCCACAUCGGUACGGAAACACUUCGACUGGUGGAGUUCACCGCUUUUAUGGAGCGGCAGGGCGAACAAGAUGCGUGUAAGCAGCAACACCGCUUUGUGCAUAUUGACCCAACGCCCACCUCUGAUUCACCCCUGGAGAUGGUGGACGUACGACAAAUCUACGACAAAUUCCCCGAGCGGGGAGGUGGGCUGCGAGACCUGUAUGACCAAGGGCCUCCCCACGCCUUCUUCUUGGUCAAGUUCUGGGCUGAUCUGAGCUUUCCCCUCCUUGAAGAAGAACCAGUGGGCACAGGAGGGGCCUUCUAUGGGGUGAGCAGCCGAUACGAGGGCCCACGGGCUCUGACUCUCAGUUGCACCUCCAAGGUCUGCUCCUUUGGCAAACAGGUGGUGGAAAAACUGGAGACGGCUGAGCCUCCCCACUGGGAAGAUGGACGCUUUGUUUUCCGGCUGCAGCGCUCACCACUCUGCGAGUACCUCAUCAAUUUUAUCCGCAAACUGCGAACACUGCCAGAAAAGCCAAUGAUGGAUAGUGUGCUUGAGAACUUCACCAUCCUGCAGGUUUUGCGGGAUCAAGAAACUCAGGAGUUACUACUAUGUGUGGCCUUUGUGUUUGAGGUGUCUGCCAGCGAGCGGGGAGCGCAGCACCACAUUUACCGGCUGGGCCGGGACUGAUGAACAACUUUUAUCCACCACCCUGCUGAAAAACAGGCUACCCGCCUGCUCUUAUCCCACCAGGAGACCUACAGCCUGGUGAAUGAACUGCUAUGACAACUGCUGAGCCUCCAAUGAUUGUGGCUUAUCUGUCCCAUGGCAAUCACAGCUACACCCAACAACUGAUUUUUUCCAAUGGAUAUCCUUUUGUCUCUCUCUGUCUCUCUGAUGGCCACAAAACUAGGCUCAAAGCCCAAGCCCAGAACAACUGCUGUUAUUCAGUGGAUGAUCUCAUAACCAUGGCAACCGCAUUGUUCUGCUGCAACCACAGAGCCGUCAAGCAGUAAUACUUAUGAAAGGGCUGGCUUCCCCCCCCCCCCCAGUCAAGCAGUAGUCCCUUGUGCUGUGUGAACAGGAGUUAACCUCUAUUCUACAAGUGUCAUUACAGACCUUCCCCAACAACCUUUCCCCUCAUGAUUGCAUGGCUGGGAUUCCGCACACUCCAUUGUCACAAGAUGUGGCAUUUCCUACUACUGCUGUUUUUAUAAUCAGGCCAGAGUUUGAUGUAACUUACCUGUGUGAAUGAGGUGUAAGCUGUAAACCUGUGUCUUGGCUAUACCACUUCACCUGGGGGGAGGGGGUGUUCCACAUGAUAAGACUCCUCCAUACAAAAGCUAGUUUUCUAUGUGCAGGGUUUUUGGUAUGAAGGAGCGUCAUCAGAUGAGCUUCUUGGAGUCUCUGGCAGUACACCCAGAAAUCAGUCUCUGAUGGUUGAGAGUACUAGGCCUAAUUUGGUGUUGCUUCAAACAAUGUCCACAGAAACAAGUCCUAUUGUAGAAUUCAGUGGCGCUUACUCCCACAUAAGUGAGGUUAGGAUUGCAGCCUAACUCCCUGUCUCAUUGGCAGUGGAGGCAUAUUGCCUCCCAAGAGAUUUGGGCUUCAUCUACCCAUGCAGCAUAGUGAGGUAACAGAAGGGCUGGUGUGGCCUGCAAAUGCUACAAACCACAGGCAGGUGAUACUGUUUUUAAUUCCUAGGCAUAAACUCCUUGCAAGAGUAGCAGCAACCCCAGAGAGAAAAGUUCUACUGCAGCUCUCUCUCUGCAGUGUCCAUUUUCUGCUUACAUAGUUUUAGAUAGGGAAGCACUCAAAUCUAAUUUCCCAGACUUAUAUUUGAGCUGAAAAUAACAGAAAAAAGGUUCUGUACUACCAUUGUAGGUAGUAGUUGAGGGCCACACUUCCACAGCAUCAAUCUGUUGGGGGCCACAUACCAGUGCCCUUCCCUGUCAUUUCCAUGAAAUUAGGACAAAAGCUGUAAUUUGCCCACCUGCUUGGGAAGGGGCUGUAGAGCACACACUUCUCAUGCAGAAAGUGUCAGGUUCAAUCCCUAACAUGUCCAGAUGAGUCAGGGACCCGUCUUAAACCCCAGCUCACUGCUGCCAGUCAGCUUGCACAAUACUGAGCUAGAUGGACUGAGGGACUCACUCUGUCUAAGGCAGCUUUUUCACUGCCCUACAGUUACACAAAUUGGGAAGUAACACAGCGUAUUCUGCCACCUUGUUCUGCUGCUUGUUUAGACCCAACCUGAGAUGAAGCAAAGUGUGAGACUGAGCUAAGCUGUUUAAAGUGUGGUGUUUAUGAGACUGCCUGCACUUUAUAUACAACCCUUCUCUGUCUUCCCCCGCCCUUCUUGCCAUUCACAAGGUUGCAGCUGUCUCCCACCUUGUGGGGGAAAUGAUGUGAUCUUGCAUAAAGUUUAUUUUGACAUAA
Molecule: messenger RNA, 3431 nt
Organism: Rhineura floridana
Lineage: Eukaryota; Metazoa; Chordata; Lepidosauria; Squamata; Rhineuridae
Gene: TEAD2
Product: TEA domain transcription factor 2
Exons: 12
Coding region: 432-1685 (417 amino acids)
Biological process (GO): regulation of transcription by RNA polymerase II; embryonic organ development; hippo signaling
Cellular component (GO): transcription regulator complex
Molecular function (GO): DNA-binding transcription factor activity, RNA polymerase II-specific; RNA polymerase II cis-regulatory region sequence-specific DNA binding
Source: RefSeq, a predicted model, not a curated record